Spodoptera littoralis (African cotton leafworm) is the source of this 2694-nucleotide messenger RNA. The record is from the annotation of a GenBank genome assembly. Lineage: Eukaryota; Metazoa; Arthropoda; Insecta; Lepidoptera; Noctuidae.
AUGUCUGAACGAAGAGGCACUAAAGCUUUGGAGUUGUGGUGUAAGCGGUUAGUUAAAGAUUGCCCUGAAGUGCACAUAGAUAAUAUGACAACAUCCUGGAGAAAUGGCAUAGCAUUUUGUGCAUUGGUUCAUCAUUUUAGACCUGAUUUAAUUGAUAUGUCCAAGUUGAAUCCUGAAAAUAUAUAUGAGAAUAAUAAACUGGCUUAUAGUGUUGCUGAGAAGCACUUAGGUAUUCCUGCUCUAUUAGACCCUGAGGACAUGGUUGAAAACGAUGUACCAGAUAGGUUGUCAAUAUUGACUUAUUUGUCCCAAUUUUAUCAACGUCUAGGACACACAGUGAAUGCAAAAGUAUCUGAAAGUGAGUCCAAGGUAUCGCCUCAAACAGCCAGCGCGGAGUCUUCAGCACCAAUAAGGUUUGGCAAGACUGGUCUAGACAAAUGUGCAGCAUGUGGCCUGCCUGUGUACCUUGCUCAGCGUCUACUCGUAUCUCACAAACUGUACCACAGAAGAUGUUUCCGUUGUUCUAAGUGCUCUGGACAUCUGAAUCCUAAGAAUUUCGAGAUAGUUGAAGGAUCUGAAUUUACCUGUGAUAGUUGUAAAAAUGAAAAGACUUUAUCAAAAUAUCUUAAUAAUAAUGAUCAUGAUCAAAUGGGAAUGCUGGCAUUCACUGACACUGUGAACGAGACCAAAUCAGUCUCGAAUGAGGAGUCAGUAAUUCCUAUAAACAAACCAAGACCACAGUCUAUUUUGGACAAAAUUAACAUGUUCGAAAAAAAUAUAGAAAAAGAUACUAAUAUUGAAUACAAAAUCUCAAAUAUUUCUUUAAAAGACAAUAGUAUUAGUAAAUCCGAAGAACUUAGCACUACUAGUAGAUCUCAUUGUGAAGCAGACACGCAACCGGAAUUGAUAAGUACGACUACGAAAAUGGAAGAUGAGAAAAUACUAAGCAACAAUAUUCCAGAGAAAGUGUACAAAAGUAACAUGGAGAAGUAUAAUUUUCUACAAACACAACUAGCGGAAGAUAUUAGAAAUGAUGAUAAUACUAUAGAAACUGUAGAUGUAAUCAAAACAAGUAACAAAGACAAAGACUGUGUUAAUACAAUUGACCAUAAUACAAUUAGUGUAGAGGACAUAAACGAUGCAAGCAGCAGUGUACAUAAAGAGACUAGCAAUGUAACAGAUGAUAACAGAAUAGCCAACAGCUCAUCCACAGUCCUGGAACAACAUCCAGAAAUAGAACGACCUCCAGAAAUACAACAACCCACAGAAACUCUAGCAGACCCAGAAAUAAGUAUAAGUGUUCCUCCAAGAAGAAAGAAACAAAAUGCUUUGGAGAAAGCUUUAGCCUCUGCUAUGAAAAAGGAGCAAGAAUCUAAGUUGGACAGCAAAGAGUAUCCUGACCAUUUGAAUCCCUUCUCGGAUGAUGAUGAAGAAGAGGAAGUUGCCCCUUCAACUAAAAAAGUCAGUACAAAUCCUUUUGGUAGUAGCGACGAAGAAGACGAUGAUGUGCCACCCAUUCCACAAGCUCCUAAACCUGAGACUACGACACCAGUUAAAAGGCUUAUUGCAGUCAAUCCGUUCUGGUCCGAUGGCGAAGAACCUUCUUCAGAUGAAGAAGAAACACACAAUAAUAGUUCAAUGUAUAGAUCUUCAAUGGCAACAAGCACUCCGAAUCUCCCUGGAAGUACGCCCCGAAGGAAGAAGGGUAAGGCGCCGCCGCCGCCCCCAGCCAUAUCUAUCACAGAGGCGCCGCGACUACAAAACCCGACGCUUACAAACUCCAUGGAUGAUGUCGCCAGCAUAUCCUCUUUGAGCUCAUACAACUCCACCAUUAACUCUGAUCAAAAAUCGAUCGGCAAGUCUACGCCAACGCUUAAGAAGAGGCGGCCUGCACCGACCCCACCUGACAGUUUGUCGACAUUAUCAGGAGGAUGCGGCUCCUUGGAGAAAGGCAUCAACAAUUCUGGUGGACGAAAAACUAAGGGCCCUGCACCAGGCCUUCCACUGCCAGAACGUCGCGAGGUCAAACUACAAAUGUCGCCGGAAGAAUUACAAGUACAAUUGGACCUAUUGGAGACUCAACAACUUGGCCUCGAGCGUCAAGGCGUGCUCAUAGAACGCAUGAUUCGCGACAAGUGUGAGGGUGAUGAGGCUGAAACGGUGCCACAAGAGGAAGUCGAAGAUUUAGUCAUUCAACUGUGUGAACUAGUCAAUGAGAAAAACGACUUGUUCAGAAAGCAAACUGAAUUGAUGUACAUACGACGACAACAACGUUUGGAACAAGAACAAGCUGACAUUGAACAUGAAAUACGUGUCAUUCAAUCACGACCGGCCGUUAACCGCAUUGAUGCGGAUAAGGCCCGAGAAGAAAAAUUGGUUUUACGGCUUGUGGAAAUAGUUCGCAUGCGUGACGAAUUAGUUCAGCAAAUUGAUGCAGAACGUCGGCGCGAACGUCAAGAGGAUUUGGCUAUUGCAGCUUCUAUCGCCAAUAAGAGAGCCCAAAGAAAUAGUGAAUCAAAUAGUUCAUCCAUGAAAUCAGUUGAAGUAAUACCAACUCCCAAAAAAAGUAAGGUAAAGGACAAAGUUAAGAAACAACUGAAGAAAGCAAAACAUACAUUAAUUUCUAAAAAGAAGGAAGAUUCAAGUGAUCGCAAAGAAGAGAAAGAAAAAGAUAAAGAGAAAAGAGUAAAAUGA